This is a messenger RNA of Momordica charantia (bitter melon), 1065 nucleotides long. The record is from RefSeq and is a predicted model, not a curated record. Lineage: Eukaryota; Viridiplantae; Streptophyta; Magnoliopsida; Cucurbitales; Cucurbitaceae.
CAUGAGCCAAGUGGGAAUUAAGGAUCAACAAAUUAAAGAGAUACAUAUCCUUCUUUCUAACUACAGCCAAACAAAAAUUAUGAUUUCAACUUUCUCUCUCACCACUUUCUUUGCUGUUCUUUUUUUCUCCUUUUCAGAUGGUUCAACAAUAACUACAAGUAACAUCAUUCAAGAAACAUGCAAAAGAUCUGCAGACAGUACCCCAAAUCUCAGCUACAACUUCUGUGUUGCAUCUUUGGAAUCUGAUGAUCGCAGCCGCUGUGCAGAUCUCCACAAACUUGGCCUCAUCGCCAUGGAUUUGAUGCGCCACAACAUAACAAGCACUCGACGUGACAUCAGAAAGCUUUUGAGGAACAAAAAAUUGGAUCAGUUCGUCAAGGCCCGUUUGGAUGAUUGCUUGGAGCUUUAUUCUGAUGCUGUUCCAAUUCUUAAAGAGGCAAAAAGAUGUUACAAAGAGAAGAAAUACGUCGACGCGAAUGUCAAGGUGAGCUCUGUCAUGGAAGCUCCUUCGACUUGCGAAGAUGGGUUUCGAGAUAAAGAAGGCCUCGUUUCACCACUGACGGAGAAAAACAAGAAUGUGUUUCGGUUGGCUGCAUUGACUCUUUCAAUUAUCAACAUGAAUACGCAUCUCCAAUGAACUCUACUAUGUUCUUCCCCUCCUAAUAAUUGGAUAAGAUGGUGUUUACUUGUUCCACUUUCGAGUUUUACCGAAGGUAUAGUAACUAAUCGUCUAACAACACAAGUAUGGAGGAUUGCUUGGUCACAUCUAUACAUCAUAUAUUUUGGAGAGAACUUAAUCUCAUUAUUUAUGAAGUCUCUCGUUACAACUACUCGGUGUGGGAUAUCAUGUCUACGAUAGAUAUGAUCUGAUUGGGAUUUAUUUUCAUAGAUUUUUUUUAUGUUGUUUGUCUGCUUUAGUUAUAUGACGUUGUCGGGUUAUUUAUUUCUUUCUCCAUAUAAUCUCAAGAUGUGAGGUGUAUGGAGAUGGACUGUAACUUGGAUUUGAAGAUGUUUUUGAGUGGUGUCAAUGUAUAAGCCCAAUUAUAAAUUGGAGUUUGUCCUUAA